Molecule: messenger RNA, 1674 nt
Organism: Dendronephthya gigantea
Lineage: Eukaryota; Metazoa; Cnidaria; Anthozoa; Malacalcyonacea; Nephtheidae
Exons: 2
Coding region: 1-1674 (557 amino acids)
Source: RefSeq, a predicted model, not a curated record
AUGCCGCCUGUCGGAAUUUACCCUAACAGGGCCUCAUAUGUCGGACGUAAAUCGCAGAAAUUCAAAUAUUUUUACAAGAACGCUAACUGGGUACAAUUAAGAGAAACAUUAUCUCGUAUUCCUUGGAAUUGUGCUCUUCUUGAUAAUAGUAUAGAUAACAACUGGGAUGCUUGGACAGAUCUAUUAUUUACUGCCAUAGAUGACCACAUACCAAAGAGGAGAGUCAGGCACGUAAAAAGCUCACCAUGGAUAACCAAAGAACUAUUAACCUUGUGUAAACGAAAAAGAGCCCUGUAUAAGAAAGCAAAACGGCUAGACAGAUCAGUUCAUUGGGAUGCAUAUAGAAAAUUAAACAAUUCUCUGAAAAAAGCAUGCAAAGCUGCUAAGCAGGAUUAUAUAACAGAGUUAGCGAAAGAACUUAAUGAAAAUAUGAAUCCCAAACCUUUUGGAAUUAUGUCAAAUCAAAACCAGCUGAAUGUGAUCCAUCCAAAUCAAUAUGCAUAUUUGCGAGGAAACUCCACCCUCACGCAGCUAUUGUCUUGCUUUGAUGAUUGGGCGAAGUCGCGAAACAGAUCCAAACCCACUGAUGUGGUCUUGCUAGACUUCUCUAAGGCAUUUGAUAGCGUACCUCAUGAAAGAUUAUUACUUAAGCUAAAAUGCUAUGGUAUCGAUGAUUCGUUCCUGCUUUGGUUCAGAAACUUUUUCAUCAAUCGUAAGCAACGAGUCGUAAUCCGUGGCACCUAUUCAUUGUGGGCUCAAGUCAAAUCCGGAGUACCACAAGGAACUAUAUUAGGACCUAUUUUGUUCCUAAUUUACGUGAAUGAUAUAUCAACAAGAGUUGCAUCACAAAUCAAGUUAUAUGCAGACAAUACCAAAUUAUACCGGGAAAUCAGUGACAAAACAUGGGAUGUACAAAUAUUACAGUCAGACCUGACGUACCUCCACGAGUGGUCUAUUUUAUGGCAAUUACCUUUUAACACGGAUAAGUGUGAAGUGAUUCGAAUUACCCACGCACGGGACAAAUCUGUCCUAUCCUAUUCACUAUCUGGAACUUACCUUAAAUCAGUCGAGGAGGUUAAAGACCUCGGUGUAACAAUCACAAAAAAUCUCUCAUGGAGUCAACAUGUAGCGAUAACAGUUAACAAAGCAAAUAAAGUACUGGGCAUUAUUAAACGAACAGUUGGUCCAGUGGAUAAAUCGGUGUUUUCAAUGCUGUAUAAGUCACUUGUGAGACCUAUACUGGAAUAUGCUGUACCGGUAUGGUCUCCCUAUCUAGUUAAAGACAUACAAGCGCUUGAAAAAGUUCAAAGAAGAGCAUCCAGAAUCGCACUCCGGCAGAAAAGACAAGAUAUGAGCUAUGAAGAUAGAAUUAAAAUACUAAAAUGGUCAACUCUAGAGAAAUGUAGACUUUAUUUAUCACUAAUUGAGUGUUAUAAGAUAGUUUUUAACAUCAGCAACUUAGACUUUAACACUUUUUUCGAACUUGGGUCCAAACGCACAAGAGCGAAUCACGGCUACAAACUAUAUGUCAAGCUUGCAAAAUGUAAUUCUUACAAAAAUUCAUUUUUUGUAAGAAUAAUUGACGACUGGAACAACUUGCCUAAAGAUGUAGUAGAGGCAGGAAAUUUGAAUACAUUUAAACAUAGGUUAAAGUUAUUUAUGAAUAUUUUUUAG